GUGAUCAGAGAAUGAGAGUAGCGUGGUUUCCUAUGGCUUCCGGUGUAUUCCUCAACGGACUCCGGCUGCGUUUAUCUUGCUCGGGAUGCCGGAAGCCGCCGGAAUCCAUGCUUCCUUUUCUCCGCGGAGCCAUACCUUAUGGGAGACAUAUUAUCAACGCAAUAUCUCCUUCAACAUUACAGCAUCAACUUUGUCUUCAAACCCAGUGGUUUUCUAUGAGGUACGCUAACUCAAACGCCUCAAACGGGAAUUCUUUCACUGUCUCUUAUCUCAUUGACACCUGUGGCUUCUCACCCCAAGAAGCUGAAGCAGCUUCUAAGCGCGUCAGCUUCGAAACGAGAGAGAAGCCAGAUUUGGUUAUCAAGUUCCUGAAGAGUCAUGGAUUCUCACGGCUCCAGAUUCUUCAUUUCAUUAAAUCGGUUCCAGAAUUCCUUCGAUUUGAUCCUGAGAAGACCUUUAUGCCCAAGAUUGAAUUUUUCAAAUCCAGAGGCGUUUCGAGCUCGCACAUCCCUAGGCUUGUGUGUAAUUGUCCUAAUAUCAUGAGAAGAAGCUUAAGUAACCACCUCAUUCCUUCCUUCGAUUUCCUUCGAGAUUUGCUUGGAUCUGAUGAGAAGCUCGUUAAAGCUCUUCAAUAUUGCUCGGCCAUUCUUGUUGAUUCUAAAGCCUCUGUGUUGCAUAAAAUAGAGCUACUGCGAGAAGCAAGAGUUCCUCAAUCAAAUAUCAUCAAAUUUUUGCAGUUUUACAGUAGAUCAUUGGCUUAUAGUACUGGUCGAUUUAAGAAGAUUGUGGAGGAAGUGAAAGAACUUGGUUUUGAUCCUUGGACGUUUCAAUUUCUUAUGGCUGUUCAUGUAUCCUUAUCCUCAAAAGAAUCCGCACGGGCUAAAAAGGUUUAUGUUUAUAAGAAGUGGGGUUGGUCUGACAAUGACAUUCUUGCAGCAUUUAGAAGGCUCCCCAUCUGUAUGACUCUGUCAGAAGAUCAGAUUGAUGCAAAAUUAGAGUUUCUUGUCCAUAAAUUGGGCUGUAAUCCUUCCAUGAUUUGCACAUAUCCUAAUGUUUUGGGAUAUAGUUUGAAAAAACGAAUUGUUCCAAGAGGUGCUGUCCUUCAAGUUCUGUUGUCAAAGGGGCUGUUGAAAAGCGAAACUUUGCUCGCAAAAUUUGCGCUUACUGAAAAGGACUUUUUAAGGAGGGUUGUCCUUUGUCAUGUGCAAGAAGAAGCUAGUGAGUUAAUGGAGUUGUAUCUCACAAAACUGGAUCAAGCAAGGUGAAUGAAGAAUGGAAAGGUUUUAAGUGCAAUUAAAUGCAACCAAGUUGAUUCAGUACACUUGCAAAUUUUGCGUAUUGAUGAUGCCAAGAUGGUCCUCCAUGAUGAAGACUAGAGUUAAAAAAAAAACAAUGUUGCCACCUCCUGAUUUCAUAAUUAUUUGCUGCUGCUGUUGUUUUCUUUUCUCACACCUGUUAACUUCUGUAAGAAACAAGUCAUUACGGUGACGACUAUUUUUGGAAUUUUUGUUACUAUAUUAGAGUUCAGAGAAUUUAUUUAUUUUUGAACUCAAUGUACAAGGAUUAACAUUCUCGAUCAAUCGUGAAUAUUCACUUUUUGAUUUGUUCAUAUGUUCAUUAUCAACUUGGUUUUCGUA
This is a messenger RNA of Neltuma alba, 1637 nucleotides long. Its product is annotated as transcription termination factor MTERF8, chloroplastic-like. The transcript has 2 exons. The record is from RefSeq and is a predicted model, not a curated record. Gene Ontology annotation, biological process: regulation of DNA-templated transcription. Gene Ontology annotation, molecular function: double-stranded DNA binding. Bases 12 to 1265 code for a protein of 417 amino acids. NCBI's taxonomy places the organism in Eukaryota, Viridiplantae, Streptophyta, Magnoliopsida, Fabales, Fabaceae.